GUCUCUUUGUUGAGUCGAUGGCUGUCAAAAAACGAUUGUCGGUCAAAAGUAAACAUUUCAAUUUUCAACCGGAUUGUUUUUAUUGUUUUCCUCAAGCAAUUUAAGAAGAAGAAAAAGAAGUUUUUAUUGUUUUCAACCGGAUUGAAAAAAUGAAAAUUACAUUCUAUUGAACUUGCGACCUUUUUUCUUUCAAUACUUCUGGGAUUUAUUAUUUUAUAUUUAUACGACACGAAAAGAAAAAUAACUCAGGAAUUAUCAGUGUUUUUGUAAGAAAUGGAUGAUCCAAUGACAUUAAAGAGACCAAAGGCGAAGGAAAACGAAGAUGAUUUACUACGAAUGCAGGAGGAAUUUCUCCAGUCGAAUACUAAACCAUCAGUAAAUAUUUCUUCAGAUCAAUCAAGUAAUCAAAAUAAAUGUUCCAAGCGAACGUCAAAGUUCGCUUUAAGUAAAAAAUUGAAAACCAACUCCAAAGAUGAUCCAAACUUAGAAAUUUCUCCUUCGACUUUCAUUCUUGGUAACAUUGUCGAAAGAAAUGCAUCGGACCAAUUUUAUCCCAUAUUUAAAAACGAAGCAAGUUCUUCAAAAACUGGUUUCCCGUCUAUUUUCAUUUCUGAAGAAUCGAAGGGAAAUAAGGAAGGAAGUUUAUUUAUGCAAGCACUUUCAAAAGAGGGGAAAAUAAAUAAACCUUCAAAAGAGGGGAAAAUUGAUGUUAAAUUUGAAGAUUAUGGUCUGAUGACAGAGGAGGAUAUUCUUCGUGAAAAGAGAAAGUUGGAAUCGACAUUGAAUCCGAGUUUAAUAGAAUUUAUCAAGCGGAGAAAGAGGGAAAAGGAACGAUCCGAUGACUCACGAAUCAAAAAAGAGGUGAAAUUUCAAAGUUUGACUGAAUCGAAGAGGGAGGAAAUUCCGGAAAAAAGUUCAAACGAAUCGAAGAGCGAGGAACUUCCGGAGAUGAUGGAGGAAAUUUUCACCGAGGCGAAGAGAAAUAAUUGGGUCCAUAUGGACGUUGUCGAGAAGGAGAAGACAAAAUGGAUGGAGGAGGUUAAGAAAAGUGAAGAGAUCGAUAGGAACGAACCGUAUAAUGCUCGUUUUGAUUUUAAUGGAAUUCUGCUUCCGUUCAAUGACGAUAGUAUCACGAUUGACAAGGGUUUACAUCACCAUGGAGAUGAGCCGGAACGUCCUGGAUAUUCACUGCAGGAAUUACUUCAACUUACCCGUUCGUCAUCUCUUCAGCAACGUUCAAUCGCUCUGCAAACUUUGGCAAACAUCAUCGAGAAGAGUCGACGAGGUUGGUACGAUUCCGUUCUCCAUCCAGCACCACUCUCAGCUCUGAAUGAAAAAAACCUACUUCUUUUGUUACGUUUCUCGAUUGACGAUUCAUCGACUCCUGUCGUCACCUCAGCUCUACAAGCGCUUAGAAAUUUUCUCUAUAACGAAGAAGACGAGGUUUGUCUAGAUCGUUAUUUUGGACUUGACGAUUUUUCCGAACCGAUUCUCAAACCUGAGUUGGAGAAGGACUUGGAUUUGGCAGCUCUCAAGGAUCACGAACUUGCUCGUUUGGACACCGUCGCAACUUGUUUUCGAUCGGACCUUGUGCCGAGAAUUCGGUACAUUUUGAGUGAUAUGCACCCACCGCCGAUUGGUGUUUCUUCGUGUUUGGAAAUUUUGAUUCGGUUAUGUAGACACUCGGUGGAAAUGGCAUUGAAUAUUCUUGGGGUUGAAAAUUUGCUGGAGGUGAUUAGUAGAAAUUUUGUUCCCUUGACGAGUCGUAAGUUGAUUGAUAGGGAGAAUGUGACGGAUGCUUACGGUGUUCCGAUAAUUAGUGCACUGAGAUUUUUUCGGAUUCUUGUAACGUAUGCGGGAAGACCGGCAGUGGAGAAACUUUGUCGAUUGAAUUUGGUCGGUUCGAUUAUUUCCUACUUGGGCUGUGAGGCUGGAUCUAGUGGAACUUUUCUGUAUAUCGAGUGUCUACGACUUUGGAAACUUAUUUUGCUUCAUGGUUUUACGCACGAUGCGCUCAGUGGUUCGAGAAUUAUUUUGCAAUCCCAAGAGAAGAUUUGUUUUGAAAAACUUAAUAUUGGAGAGGCUUCGGAAUUAUUUUGUGAACACGCGGCAGCUUUAUUGUCGGUGGUGAGUCAUGAGGAUUCAUUUCGAUCGGAUAUUUUGCUGUCGUUGAAGAAGUGGAGUACACAAUUAUCUAGUGCUACGUCGCCAACUUGGGGAAAUAUGAAAUUGAUUCUUCAGGUUUUGUUGGCUUUUGAAGAAUUUUCGGAGGGGUCGUUUCAAUUUAAAUGGUUGUUGAAUUCGAAAAUUUUCGAAAGUUUGAAUUCGACGUCGAAUUUAUUGAGUGGAUUGACGAAUGCGAAGGAGAGAAGUCCUUCUUCUUUGCCUUCUCUCGGGGCUUUGACAGAAAAUGGUCAAUUGCAGCCGAUAUUGUCGCAGAGCUCCUCUUUUUCUUUUCUAUCCCAAGCGUUGCAAUUUUUUACCAAAUUUUCCCAUAGAACCGAAAUUGAGUUGUUCUUCACUCAGGGAGAUUUUAUCAAAUACAUUACUUCGCUCUCAACUUCCGAAUGGUCGUUGGAGAAUUCCUGGUUCACUCGACUAGAAUUCAAUUUUCUGACAAAUGUGAUAAAAGCAGCGAAAGUAUUUCCAGAAAUUUCGGAGAAAAUGAAAAAUACUCUCUGGAUUUUGUCUAUGAAAUUGAUUUCCGCUUUGCCGGGAGAUUUCUCCUCGCAGACGAGAGAAAUUUUGCACUUUAUGUUAGAUCCGAAAAAAAUGAGUGUUCAGGAAAUUUUGAGCAAUCUUCAAGAUUUGAACAUAGCGAACGAAAAUCAGAUUUGUGUAAAUUUAUCUGUUGAAUUAAUAACAAUUUACGAGAGUUAUAUUCCUGUGAAGGGAAAUUGGGGACAGACGGCAUUGCCAAAAGAUUGGAUCUUUUUACCAUUGAUCGACACUUAUAGGAAUUUGAAAAUUUCCCAUCAAGUUGAGAAAAAAGAUAAGGAGAAAAUUAUGUUUGUUUUGAAUUUAUAUUUGGGACUUCCGGAAUUAGUUGAGAAUUUAACACCAAAUUUACAGUUUAGUCGAUUAAUUCUUGUUUUUCUCUGCGGAACGGUGUUUAAUGAGAAAAAUAUUUCGCCCCUCAUUGAAAGUGUUAUGUCAACUUUUUUUAGGAAACACAAUAAAAAGUUGAAUUUAACGAAAGAUGUUCCGGGUUUAAGUUCAUUCACCGAUAUGUUCACGGCUUUGUGUGAAAAUUUUUUCUCGCAUUCCUAUGGUAAUAAUUAUUUUACUCUUGUACUUUUGACAUUUAUCUCACAACGGCAGGACGUUCAUUAUAGAAAAAUGUUGUGGUCUGAACAUGCAGGAACUUUGCGAUAUAUCAAAAUAACAAUUGAUAAAUUGUUAUGUUCCAUUGAUGAAUUUUUGUAUCCGAUUGAAACGGACGUUUCGUUGAUUAAUUGUUACAUUUCUUCGUUGCUUUGGGGGACUGUUAAAAAAGAAUGGUGCUCCCUUCCGUAUAUUAUUGCCUUACAUCACAGUGGAAUGUUUUUGAAAAAUUCAAAUCAAUUGGCACUUCAAAUGAAAAGUCGAUUGGAGAAGUUAGAGCGAUCGGAAAUUAUUGACGAAAUUUUAAAUUAUGAUCCGAGUAGAAUAGAAAAUUCAAAGAAUCAAUGAAUUAAACAUUCAAUUUCGAAAAAUGUGAAGAUAUUUUGUAAAACUUUAAUAAAAAUAUAUUUUGUAUA
Molecule: messenger RNA, 3740 nt
Organism: Leptopilina heterotoma
Lineage: Eukaryota; Metazoa; Arthropoda; Insecta; Hymenoptera; Figitidae
Product: RNA polymerase II-associated protein 1
Exons: 2
Coding region: 274-3672 (1132 amino acids)
Biological process (GO): transcription by RNA polymerase II
Cellular component (GO): nucleus
Source: RefSeq, a predicted model, not a curated record